AUGGAUUAUAACUCAACAACUAUAGUCCCAAUCAUAGAAAGAAUAGAUGAACAAGAUAGAGUUGAUCAACCCCAACAACAUACAAUCAAUAUAAAUCAAAAUAGAAAUAAUAAUAAUAUAAAUGAAAUAGAACUUUAUGGAAAAAAACAAAAUGGAAAUUAUAAUCGUUUAGAAUCAGAUGGUGCUGAUACAUUUUUAAAUGAAGAUAAAGAUGAGUUGGUUAGGAAUAAAGGAGUUGGAUAUAUUGCAUUGGAUGGAAAUGUUUAUUAUUUGGAAGAAGAGAAUGAAAUGGUCGCAAGAGACAGAACCUACACAAGAUACGCUGGUUAUUUUUUGGAAUAUCCUACGAAACAACAAAUCAAGGGGCUAGUAUGUUCAGUUUCGUUUUGGGUAUUUGCAAUAUCAUUGUUUAUGUUGAUAUUAGAAUUUGUGGUCUAUUUAGUUUGUCAUGAUAAUCUAUUCCAAUUGCUCUACAUGGUACCAGAUCUAGUCUAUCGAGGACAGUUGCAUAGAUUAUUCUUCCCAUUAAUUCUUCAUGGUGGACCUAUGCAUUUACUUGGCAAUUCAACGUUCUUAUUGAGAAUAUGUCUCAUUAUGGAGAAAAGAUGGGGUUGGAAAAGAACACUAUUUAUCUAUUUGGCUACAAAUUUCGGUUCCAGUUUAAUGAUAAUGGCAACCUCGGAUCCAUACAAGGCCUCGUUGGGUGCAAGUGGUGCUAUUCUGGGAUUUGUAGGAGUCAUCGUAUUCGAAUCCCUCUUUGCAAUGAAAGAGUUUUCCAAAGCAACUAGAUACAAUUUCCUCAUCACCACACUCUAUCAUCUUUUAAUUAUCAUUAUCAAUAGUUUUGGACCACAAGUUUCCAUGGCUGGGCAUAUGGGUGGAUUCAUUCUCGGGUUUCUCAUGGCUGGUGGAUUAUUCCUACAAAGAAAAUCAGCAAGAAUAACAAUGACCGUUGUAACUUGUAUCUAUUUAAUAAUAAUAAUCAUUGUUCCAAUUUGUAUAGCAAUAAAUAAAUAA
Molecule: messenger RNA, 1017 nt
Organism: Cavenderia fasciculata
Lineage: Eukaryota; Evosea; Eumycetozoa; Acytosteliales; Cavenderiaceae
Exons: 1
Coding region: 1-1017 (338 amino acids)
Biological process (GO): proteolysis
Cellular component (GO): membrane
Molecular function (GO): serine-type endopeptidase activity
Source: RefSeq, a predicted model, not a curated record